Molecule: messenger RNA, 1032 nt
Organism: Plasmopara halstedii
Lineage: Eukaryota; Oomycota; Peronosporomycetes; Peronosporales; Peronosporaceae
Product: protein arginine n-methyltransferase
Exons: 1
Coding region: 1-1032 (343 amino acids)
Biological process (GO): peptidyl-arginine methylation
Cellular component (GO): nucleus
Molecular function (GO): protein-arginine N-methyltransferase activity
Source: RefSeq, a predicted model, not a curated record
AUGUCGACCUUAAAGCCAUCGCUCACCUCUGUGUCUAAUGAUAACGCUACUGUAAUGACAAGCAAGGACUACUAUUUUGACUCGUACUCACACUUUGGUAUACAUGAAGAGAUGCUGAAGGAUACGGUGCGCACAAAGGCUUACAUGAACGCCAUUUUGCAAAGCAAACAUCUCUUCAAGAACAAGACCGUUCUCGACGUCGGGUGUGGUACCGGAAUUCUCUCAAUGUUUGCCGCCAAAGCUGGUGCGAAACAUGUUUAUGGUGUCGACUGCUCGAAUAUUUUAACUCAGGCCCGCGACAUUGUCAAGGCUAACGGAUUUGCUGACAAGAUCACACUUAUCCAGGGCAAGAUGGAAGAACUAUCGCUACCGGUGGAUAAUGUGGACAUCAUCAUUUCGGAGUGGAUGGGCUACUUCCUGCUUUAUGAAUCUAUGCUAGACACAGUGCUUUAUGCACGUGAUAAGUAUCUGGUCUCCGGUGGACUUAUGUUUCCGGACCAUGCCACACUCUUUAUUGGAGCCAUUGAGGAUGGAGAGUACAAGACCGAGAAGCUUGACUUUUGGGACAAUGUCUACGGCUUUGAUAUGAGCUGCAUCAAAGAGAUUGCCAAGAUAGAGCCGUUGGUUGACACCGUCAGCAGUGACGCUUUGCUCACUGAUGUUUGCCCGAUACUCGACAUUGACCUGACCAAAGUUACUAAAGAGGAACUUAAUUUCUCAUCUUCGUUCAAACUGACUGCCUUCCGCCAGGAUUUUUGCCAUGCGCUUGUGGCAUAUUUUGAUUGCAUGUUUUCGGCAACACACAAAAAGCUGAGCUUCUCCACUGGCCCCAAGGCUGAGUACACGCACUGGAAGCAGACUGUGUUUUAUUUGGAGGGCGAGCUUGCAUGUCACCCUGGCGAGGUGAUUGAAGGUGAGCUGACGUGCAAGCCCAACGCAUCCAAUCCUCGCGACCUGGAUAUUGACAUAAACGUGCGCUUUGAUGGCGGCAGCGGCUCUUACAAUCGCCUGCAUGAGUUCAAACUUCGCUAG